AUGCCAGAAACAUCAAUUUCUCUGGAUCUAGAACAUAGGCAGCAGGAUGAAAUUAGUAGUAUAUCAUCAAUAUAUGGUGAUAUAUUUAAAGAUAUCACCCCUAAAGGAUUAGUUUGGAAUAAAAAACCAAGUCCGCAUUUCCAAGUAUUUUUAUCAUCGUCAAACAACCCAGAUCGACCGACUGUUUCCAUCACAUUAGAUAUAGAAUUCACUCCAACAUAUCCUCUAUCACCACCAAAAGUAAAACUAAUAAAUGCUCGUAAUUUACUUAAAGUCAAUAUUUCCAAAUUAGAGAAAAAAUGCAAAGAUUUAAUUAAAGAAUAUCCUGAACAAGAAGUUUCCUUUACUAUUAUUUCUGAAUUGAUCUUUAUGUUAGAUGAAAUACAAACAACAACUGAAAAAGUAUUAUCUUUAGAAGAAGAAAGAGAAUUAAGAUUAAGAAAUGAAAGAAAAGCAUUAGAGGAAAAAGAGGCAAAACAGAAAAAGGAUGAAGAAUUGGCUAGAAAGAAACAAAAUAAAGAAUUGAAUGAACAAAUUCAAAAAAUUCAAGGUGAAUUUAAUGAUUUUACUGAUGAUCAAGAUUUAGAAAUAUCAACUGAUUCUUUAAUUCCUUUUGAUAAAGAUCAAUUUUUCAUUUUUGAAAAUGCAAUGGAAGCAACAAUCCCUAAUACAAGACGUAAAUUCAAAUUUCGUGCUGUACUGGGAUUUAUCAAAUAUAAUCAAAAGGGGAUUUUCAAUUCAAUUGGAUUACAAUAUAUUGUCAAACCUUUUAUUGAUAACGAAAUGCGGAAUAAAAUUGAAAAUAAUGGUGCUGAUUUAGCAUUUUUAUUAACUGUGAUUGAUUUGAAUAAUGAGUAUUGGCGAUAUACUGAAGAUGGGAAACGAGAAAUUCAGGAUUUGGAAUCAGAAUUACAAUCAAUCAUGAAUAUUAAUCAUAGCAAUAUAUUAAAAUUAAUUGGAUUUCAAAUAGAUAAAACCGAUGGUUGGAGAAUUAGAUUAUUAACUGAAUUUUCACCAGUUAGUGAGACAUUAUAUGAUAUUCUUCCAACUGCAGAAUUCAUUAAUUGGGCUUUAGCAAGAACUUGGCUUAUUCAAUUAUUACCAGCUAUUGAAUAUCUUCAUAAUGCUGGAUUCAUUCACAAACUUAUAUGCCCCAUGACCAUAGUUAUAUUUCAAGAGAAGGAUCAAUUAUAUUAUCAAAAUUCAACUAAUGAAUUAUUAAGUCGUAAUAGUAUAGAUGGUGGAGAAGAUUCUUUAACUAUAAGUGCUAAGAAAGUUUUGAAAUUAUGUCAUCCUUCGUAUGGUUAUCGGUUAUUAGAGAUGCUUCUGUUGCAUCCAAAUGUGGGUGAAACAUUAGAUCGAUGUCCACAAGUAAAUCCACCAGCAUGGUUAGCACCAGAAUUGAAGUCUUCUGGGUAUCAUUACAAGUCAGAUAUUUGGGAUUUAGGUGUACUUUUCUUAAGAGUAAUGUUGGGUUUUGAUAUCUUAAACACUACCUACCAUACCCCAACUGAUUUUAUAAAUAAAUUUUCAAUUAAAGAUUUUGUUGGUGCCGAAGAUUAUGCUUUAUUGGUAUAUGAUGUAUUAUCGAAAAUGUUACAAGUUAAAUUAUCAAAACGACCAUCUCCUUUAGAAUUAAAUGCCGUCAAAUUUUUGAGAGAUGGUCCUAUAAUUUCAAAGUUGCAAUCAGAAACAAACUUGUCACGAAUGAAAAAGAAUAUUGAAACUGAUUUGUUACCAUCUAACGCAAGACGCGUUCAAAUACGAGGAGGUCAUGAACAAGAAUUACCCACAAAACAUUUAAAUGUACAUCAAAAUAUCUCACGUAGACGAUUGUCUAACCAGAAUACGCAACAUCCAUAUUUUGGUGAGAAUUCCAGUCUUAUUAUGCCAUCAGGAUCUCAACGUAAUAUGGGGAGAUAUGCCAGGGAUUUUGAGGAAAUUGGAAAAUUGGGUCGUGGUGGGUUUGGUGAAGUUGUUAAAGCUAGAAGUAGAAUGGAAGGGAUUUUUUAUGCUGUUAAAAAAAUCAAACAUCGAGCUGAUAAGUUGGAUUCUUUAUUAAGUGAAGUUUUAUCUUUAGCUCGAUUGAAUCAUCAGUAUAUUGUUCGAUACUAUGGUACUUGGGUUGAGGAAUUAGAAGAUACAUCAACUAUUCCCUCUAAUAGUACUACAGCCAUUGCAAGCGAUGAUGAGGAAGAACAAGAAGACUUUGAUGAUGAUGAUGAUGAUGAUGAGGAUCUUGAACUGACAUUUUCAAGUAGACUUGGUCGUUCAUCUUCGGUAUUACCUAGUUAUGAUAACUCAUUUCAGGUCGAUUAUAUUUCAACGUCUUUUGAUCCCAGGAUAGAAUUUGAUGAAAGUUCUGAAGACGAAGAGGAGAAUGACAAUGAAGAUGAUGACCCAUUUGUAUUUGCAAAUUCAACUGAUGAUAUAUCAAACAAUGAAACAGAAGAAUGUUCCAAUAGUGAUUCGAAAGAUACUUCCAAUAAAAAACCAAAAGAGAUUAUUAACAGUUCCAAAAAUGUAUCACCAAAAUCAAUAUUAUAUAUACAAAUGGAAUUUUGUGAAAAUAAUACCCUUCUUAACCUUAUUGAACAAGGGUUGCCUAAUAAUCCUGAUGAAUACUGGAGACUUUUCCGACAAUUACUUGAAGCAGUUUCAUACAUUCAUCGAGAAGGAUUCAUUCAUCGUGAUUUAAAACCAAUGAAUAUUUUUAUUGAUAAAUCCAACAAUAUCAAAGUUGGAGAUUUUGGAUUAGCUAAAAACUCACAAUUUUCUUCUGUUGUUCUGACGAAUAAUCAAGUAGAAGCUAAAGAUAAUGAGUUAUCUACUGUAGUGGGGACAUUAUUUUAUACUGCCAAUGAAGUAGCCACUGGUCAAUAUGAUGAAAAAGUUGAUAUGUAUUCACUUGGAAUAAUUUUUUUUGAAAUGUGUUAUCCACUUUCUACCGGUAUGCAAAGAGCUAAAACAUUGAAUGAUUUACGUUUAAAAUCAGUUGAAUUCCCUACGAAUUUUAUUGCUAGUAAAUAUAAAACUGAAAAGAAAAUUAUUCGAUUAUUAUUAGAUCAUGAUCCUAAAAUUCGUCCUAGUGCAGCCCAACUUUUACAAAGUGGUUGGUUACCAGUGGAACAUCAAGAUCAAGUGAUUCAAGAAGCAUUGAAAUCUUUAGCUGAUCCAGCUUCUCCUUGGCAACAACAAGUUCGUGAAGCAUUGUUUAAUCAACCAUAUCUGCUUGCUAAAGAUUUAAUGUUUGAUAAUCAAAGUGAACAUAAUGUCACAAAUAAACAUGUUGAAUUGAAUACUUCGAGUGAUUAUUUAUUGUUUGAUAAAAUAAUGAAAGAAUUAGUUAAAAUUUUUAUUAAUCAUGGAGCAAUUGAGAAUUUGAAUACAAAUUUAGUUUUACCCAAGGCACCUUCACAAUCAAGAGAAUUAGUUUAUGAUUUUUUGGAUAGAAGUGGAGCUGUUUUAACAUUACCUUAUGAUUUGACUUUACCAACAGCAAGAUUUUUGAGUAAAACCGAUUUGACAAUUCCUAAAACUUAUCGACAUGAAUUUGUUUAUCGUCCUAAUGUUCGAGGUAUUGGUAUUCCAGAUCGUUAUAGUGCAGUUAAUUUUGAUAUAGCUGGUGGACUGGAACUUAAUAAGGCAACACUUUUCGCUCAUGAUGCUGAAUGUUUGAAAGUGAUUGAUGAAAUUGUUAAUACUUUGCCAUGUUUCAAAAAUACCAUUAUUGUCAUCAAUCAUUAUGAUAUAUUGGAUGCUGUCGUUUCAUUUUCUUUUGGUAAUGUUGGCAUUGAUGAAAAGAAAAAAUUAGAUAUAUUUGGAGUUUUAUCACAAUUAGGAAUUGAUAAAUCACCCGAUGAAAUAAAACGGUAUUUACGAGAAGAUUUUCAAGUCCCUCAUACAGUAACAAAAGAUCUUGUUGAAAAUUUUAAUGUUACAUGUGAAGUAGAAAAGGCAAGACAAAAAUUACAAAAAUUAAUGGUUGAUUCUCCACAACUUUUAAAAGUUGAACGAGCUUAUACUUAUUUAAUUGAAGUGGUUAAAAUUUUGAAACAAAUGAAUAUUAAAACAUCAAUGAUUUUUAACCCUUUGAGUAAUUAUAAUAGUAAAUAUUAUAUCCAUGGUAUAAUGUUCCAAGCAGUUUUCAAACCCGAUAGAUCUAAACGAUAUACUAGAGUUGUUACUGGAGGUCGUUAUGAUUCAUUAAUCGGCUCCUUUUCAAAUGUCACAACCAAACAAAUCACCCCACAUGGUGUAGGAUUUUCAUUGACUACCAGUUUAGUUUUCAUUCUUAUGAAAACAUUAAUUUCUAGAGGUAAAUCAAAAUUGGAUUUGGUGAAUAAAUGGAAGGGGAAUCGAUGUAAAGUGCUUAUAAGUUCUACACAACAACAAUUUUUAAAUCAAGUUGGAUAUCAAUUGGUUUCUAAAUUUUGGAAUAAGAAUAUAAGUGCUGAUAUAACAUCGGUUGCGGCAAAGACUCAAGAUGAAAUAUUGCAAAAUGGAAAUGCAGAAGGUGCUAUAUGGAUUGUUAUUAUAAGACUGUUACCUAUAAUUGGCAAUUCACUUCCAUCAAUAAGUGGUGCUAGUGCCCUUGGAAGCAUUAGAAGAAGUAAAAAAUCUGGAUCUGGUUUUAAACCUUUGAAAUUGAAAAAUAUAGUUACUGGUAAAGAAAUUGAUUUAGAUUAUGAUGAAGUGAUAGAUUAUUUGGUGACUGAUUUGUUGUCUGAAGAGACAGAACAUGAAGAAAAUGAUCAAGAUAAUGGUAACAAUAUAUUAACAAACUCCGCAUUAUCAUCAUCAUCAUUAUCAGCAUUACCUUCUUCUUCUAAAACAAUUCAAGAAGAAGAAUUAAAUGGACCAAUUGAUUCUGUUGAAAUAGAUCAAAAAAUAAUUGUUGUUAGGAAUGAUGCCCCUCGAGGUAGGAAAAAUAAACGAGAUAAAUGGGAAUCAGAAAAUGAUGCCAAAUUAACUGGACAACAAUGUAUUAAACAUUUAAGUUCUGGACCAGUUGUUGUUAUUGAUGCUAGAGAUGAAAUUUUAGAUAUGAUUAGUAUUACUUCAAUUCAUCAACAAGAUGAAUGGAUUAGAAAAGUGGUAUAUACAACCAAUAAUUUCCCUAAAAGUUUUGCCAUGAAUAUUUAUAAUACUUUGAUUAAAGAAUUUAAUAAAGGUUCAAUAUGGUGUAUAUUAGUAUCUUCAAGAACCCAACAUACAACUAUUGUUGAUUUACGUCGUCGCUAG
This is a messenger RNA of Candida dubliniensis CD36, 5244 nucleotides long. RefSeq names its product serine/threonine-protein kinase (gene GCN2). Gene Ontology annotation, molecular function: protein binding; ATP binding; eukaryotic translation initiation factor 2alpha kinase activity. The transcript has a single exon. Gene Ontology annotation, biological process: DNA damage checkpoint signaling; regulation of translational initiation by eIF2 alpha phosphorylation. Lineage: Eukaryota; Fungi; Ascomycota; Pichiomycetes; Serinales; Debaryomycetaceae. The record is from RefSeq and is a predicted model, not a curated record. Bases 1 to 5244 code for a protein of 1747 amino acids.